CACUUUAGCGCGCGCCCUGUCACCUGCGCUCGCGCUCUCCAAUACGUCACUCUCUCGCGCACAUUUGUUUCUUCGUUUUAGCUGUUAGAAGCUGCAGGCACGCGCUCGUGUCGUGUGAUGACGCAUAGCCGUUAAAAAAGGCAGAAAUUCGCUCCGACAGAAUAAUAAACAAAAAAAACAAAAAAAUGAGCGAGAGCCCCUGAGGUGAAGCGGCACGAGAACCCUCACCUGCGGACGUUCACCUGAGCUGAACAGACGCCAUGGCUGGAGACGACCACUACCUCCGUGCUUCUAACCAGCAGAUUUAUGGAAACUUAAUCAUGGAUCCGUCCUGGGAGUUUACUCAUUUCCCUGCGAUGCCUCAGUCCACGUCUCUGCAAACAGUUUCAGCGGACGGACCGUACCUGCAGAUCCUGGAACAGCCUAAACAGCGCGGCUUCAGGUUCCGGUAUGGCUGUGAAGGUCCGUCCCACGGUGGUCUGCCCGGAGCCUCCAGUGAAAAGAACAGGAAAACCUACCCGACCGUCAAGAUCUUCAACUAUCAGGGCCAGGCUCGGGUGGUGGUCCAGUUGGUGACGGCGCUGACCUCCAGCCCACAGCUUCACGCUCACAGUCUGGUGGGGAAACAGUGCGAUAAAGGAAUUUGCAUCGCCGACCUGCAGUCCAAAGAAGCCACCAUCAGUUUUCCUAACCUGGGGAUCCUCCAUGUGACCAAGAAGAACGUGGCCAAGACUCUUGAGGAGAGAAUGAUUGAAGCGUUCAGGAUGGGCUACAACUGCAGCAUCUCCAUCCAUCCAGAGAUCGACGCCGUGCAGGGGGAGGUCCGCGUCCCGCGAGAGCUCAGCGACCAUCAGCGCUGUGUGAUCAGCAGUGCAGCGGCCAGCCAGGCCAAGGAGAUGGACCUCAGUGUGGUUCGCCUCAUGUUUACGGCGUUCCUCCCCGACAGCGACGGGGGCUUUACCCGACGACUGGAACCUGUGGUGUCCGAGCCGAUCUUUGACAGCAAGGCUCCAAACGCCUCCAACUUGAAGAUCGUGAGGAUGGAUCGGACGGCUGGCUGUGUGACGGGGGGGGAGGAGGUCUACCUGCUCUGCGACAAAGUCCAGAAAGACGACAUCCAGGUGAGGUUCUACGAGGAGGAUGAGUCGGGAAUGACCUGGGAGGCCCUAGGAGACUUCUCCCCCACAGACGUUCACCGGCAGUUCGCCAUCGUAUUUAAGACUCCAAAGUACCGGGACCUAAACCUGCAGAAGCCGACGUCUGUGUUUGUCCAGCUGAAGAGGAAGUCUGACAACGAGACCAGCGAGCCCAAACCAUUCACCUACCACCCCCAGAACAUAGAUAAGGAGGAGGUGCAGAGGAAAAGACAGAAGACGCUGCCAAACUUCCAGGAUUUCAGCGGGCACGGAGGAGGAGGUCUGUACCGAGGAGGAGGAGGGGGUUCCGCUGCAUCAGGAGGGCCUGGACCCACAGGAGGAGGGUUCUUCCAGGGUUUUCCAGGCUAUGGUUAUGGAGGAGGAGGAGGAGGAGGAUUUUCCAGCGGUUACUCAGCCGGUCUGGGAGGAGGCCUGAAACACGACUCGCAGGGCGGGGCUUCACGCGCCAGCGGCGGUGACGGUGACCCAGACGAUGACCCCGCCUCCGGGGCCAACCAGCUAGCAUCAGCCCAGCUAAGAGGCCCAGCGGUGAACAGGAGGGCUGACGAGGGAGGGGUCUGUGGGGAGCAGGAAGCAGCCAAAGAGCGGCGGCUGGUGGAUGCCGUCUGUAGGCAGCUGGGGGCGCUCUUUCACUACUCGGUCACCGGAGAUUCAGCAUACCUGCUGGCUCCACAGCGCCUGCUGCUGGCGGCGCAGGACGAGGAUGGAGACACCGGACUACAUCUGGCUGUGCUGCACGGCCAGCAAGAGGCGCUGAAGAGUCUGACACAGGUGGUGUCCGCCCUGCCUGGAGACGAGGUUCUCAACAUGAGGAACCACCUGUACCAGACUCCUUUGCACCUGGCGGUGAUAACUCAGCAGAAAGAGGCGGUUGAAACGUUGCUCUUGGCCGGCGCCGACCCAACUCUCACUGAUCGUCAUGGCAACACAGUGGUGCACCUAGCAGCUCAGCAGGAAGGAUGCGGGAUGAUCCAGUUUUUACUCCAACACAAGGAGCUGAGAGCGCAUCUCGAGCAGACCAACACGGCAGGUAUGUGCGCACUCCACCUGGCUGUCUUGGCCAAUCAGCUGUCCUCGGUCAGGGAGCUGCUGGAAGGCGGUGCUUGCGUGGAGGCUCAGGAGUGCAGCUGUGGGCGGACCGCCCUCCACCUCGCCACCGAGACCGACAACGUGUCGCUUGCUGGCUGCCUGCUGCUGGAGGGAAACGCCAGGGUGGACAGCUGCACCUUUGAUGGCUCCACCCCCCUCCACAUUGCAGCAGGGCGGGGCUUAGUCAAGCUCACGGCGUUGUUGAUUGCUGCAGGCGCAGACCCACAGAGGGAGAACUUUGAGCCGCUUUUCUUCAGGGAGGAAGAUGAGAACGAUUGUGAUGAAGAUGACGAAGGCUUCAUCCCAGGAACAAGUCCCCUCAGCAUGGCCGCCAACUCUCAGGUUCUAGAUCUCCUUAACGGUAAAGAUUAUAAACCUGAACGUCUCGGUAGAACCGUCCUCGCUCCUCAGGGUGACCUCGCUAGUCUGGACUCGCAGGUGAAGCUGGCGCUGUGCAGAGCACUGGAGAGUGAAGGAUGCUGGGAGAUGCUGGCUCACAGCUUGGGUCUGGGGAUCCUCAACACAGCCUUCAGACUGAGCCCCUCCCCCACCAAAACCUUGCUGGACAGCUACGAGGUGUCUGGCGGGACAGUCCAGGAUCUGCUGAGCGCUCUCAGAGUAGCCGGAGGAAGUCGGGCGCUGAGCGUCCUGGAGGAGGCGCUGCAUCAACACCAGGAAUCCCCGACGGCCAAUCAGACGAGGGGAAGUCCGGUUCUGGAUCUGAAGGCAGAAGUCCGGAUGGACAGUGGGGUCUGUGACAGCGGAGUGGAACUGUCCACCGCCUGACCACACGAUUACCCACAAAGCCUUUCUGCAGCUGUUGGCGACCCGGAUGGACAGAACAAAGCCCCUCCCAGUCGCCGCUGUUCUUUGCCGUCCGUCUCAGAACCUGCAGCUGUAAAUCUCUGGGAUCUCUGUGGACCUUAGAACCUUCAGGGGAACCAUCUGGUACUGGAUUGGACAUUUCUCUCCCAUCUUGGAGGCGUUGCCGGUUCCCCGUCGUUCAGAACAUUCAGAGGGGAGUUGGGAUCUCAGGAGUCCCAAACAUUUGAUCUGGACUUCUGAACUUCUCAGAACCAGGGGUCCAGAGGAGCGAGCCGGUUGGUUGAAGAUUGUCUGCGUUUUUUUAUUCUCAUGUGAUGUCAUCACCUGAACCCGGCGAGAAGCCUGCAAACGUCUGACAAAGGCUGAACAUGUUUCCCCAUCGCCAUGAGCCAAACCUGACUUCAGAGUGCAGUACGACAUGAGGCAUUGUGGGAAAUGCAGUCACCAAGAGAUUCCUCUGCACUGUGAAAAUGACCUCAGCUGUUGUUUUUAAUAAAGAUGCUUUUGUACAAA
Messenger RNA from Oryzias latipes (Japanese medaka), 3584 nucleotides. RefSeq names its product nuclear factor of kappa light polypeptide gene enhancer in B-cells 1 (gene nfkb1). Lineage: Eukaryota; Metazoa; Chordata; Actinopteri; Beloniformes; Adrianichthyidae. The record is from RefSeq and is a predicted model, not a curated record. Gene Ontology annotation, cellular component: NF-kappaB p50/p65 complex; cytoplasm. Gene Ontology annotation, molecular function: DNA-binding transcription factor activity, RNA polymerase II-specific; protein binding; RNA polymerase II cis-regulatory region sequence-specific DNA binding. Gene Ontology annotation, biological process: signal transduction; regulation of DNA-templated transcription.